AGAGCUUCAUUAUGGUGGCUUGCGAAAGACAGCUUCUAGGCCUGGCUUUGGCCUGCAUCGGCUUACUGGGGAGCAUCAUUAGCUGUGCUCUCCCCACAUGGAGAAUCUUGACAGCCUUCGAAAAUUUCACAUUUAUCACAUUCUUGACAGGCUCAAAAUAUAACAAAAUGGUGGAGGGUUUAUGGAAGACAUGUGCGAUCUUACCAACAGGUCAAACGCAGUGCACGAGGUAUAAAGAUAUACCGUUACCUGAAGACAUGAAGGCUGCCAGAGGACUCAUCAUCAUUGCCAUUAUCAUUGAGGUCCUUGGGAUCCUGCUUGGUGUGGCUGGGAGAAAUUUUAUGAACUUUGUGCCAGACGAAAGGCAAAGGAGCAAAAUGGCUCUGACUUCUGGAAUUGCCUUCCUCAUUGCAGGCUUCUUUGUUCUCAUACCAGUCAGCUGGACCACCAACAACAUCAAUGAUCAUUUUCAUCCUAAUGAUCCUAAGGUAGUUAAAAAGAUGGAGUUGGGAGCCGCGCUCUACAUUGGCUGGUUCACCACUGUCCUUUUGUUCCUGGGAGGAGGCCUCGUCUGCAGCUCCUUUUUCCGCAGAAAUGGAACUGGCCUUACUUUUUUGUUUUUUAAAUAAGGCCUAUUUUUAUACAUUGAGCAGUAUUUUGGAAAUAAGAAAAAGGGUUUUAAAAGUUUUCCCCUUAAGUUUGUCAUUUGAAUGAGUAGAUUAACAAAGUAUAAAAUCAGAUUCAAAUAGAAAGAAAUAUUUACAGUUUGAUUGUGUAACUUGCUUCUGAAUCUGUUUUGAGGUAUCCUACAC
Oreochromis aureus is the source of this 812-nucleotide messenger RNA. RefSeq names its product claudin-4-like. The record is from RefSeq and is a predicted model, not a curated record. Gene Ontology annotation, biological process: cell adhesion; bicellular tight junction assembly. Bases 12 to 629 code for a protein of 205 amino acids. Lineage: Eukaryota; Metazoa; Chordata; Actinopteri; Cichliformes; Cichlidae. The transcript has a single exon. Gene Ontology annotation, molecular function: structural molecule activity. Gene Ontology annotation, cellular component: plasma membrane; bicellular tight junction.